GGCAGGACAGCAAUGCUGGCGAGCAGACGGGGAAUGCUAGAGAAGGGAGGACCCGGCGUCUUCAGCAGCAGUCUCCUGGAAUCAUGUGGAUGAGAAGGGACAGGCUUGUUGUGACUUUGAUUCUAGCUAUGGUUUUCAUUGCAGAUCUCAAAUUUAACAUCCUCCCCAAAGUGCAAGAGAAGUAUUUUAAAAACGACUGCACUUGUCAGGACUCCAUGAUCACUGGUGAGAGGAACAGCAGCAACAGGGAUUACUGGCAAAACUCAUCCACUUACACCAGCCUUCCCAUUGCGAGUGAAACUGGAACUCUGUUGCCUGCUCAAACACAAACUGGAGCUACUGGAUCACAACUUCAGAGGCUUUUUUCCCACCCUCUGUAUAAUAUACGGACUCCGGAUCUGAGACCUGAGGAGUAUUUGCUUCAAAGAGAGGAAACCCUGAACUAUUAUAUCAGGAAAGUCUCAAGAUGGAACAGACAUCAGAGAUACUACAACACAGCAGCUAAUAUUUCAGCUACAGGGCAAGUGGUCUCUUUCGAACCCGAGUCUAGCUGGGUAAAAUUCCACAUGGGUAUAAACCGUUACGCACUUUACUCCAGGGACGAUCCCAACAUCGAUCAGCUGCUGAAAGACAUGGGAAAAAUAGAUAUAAUAAAUGCAGAUUUCACUCCGGAUGAGAAAAUACUGAAAGGGGUAUGUGACUGCACUCAAGUUGUAAAGCCCAGCGGGCAUCACCUGAAGCUUUCUCUGAAGUUCCAGGAUUUUGGCAAGGCCAUGUUCAAACCCAUGAGACAGGAAAGAGAUGAAGAAACACCAGCAGACUUUUUCUAUUUCAUCGACUUCCAAAGACACAACGCUGAAAUAGCAGCUUUUCAUUUGGACAGAAUCCUAGACUUCCGCAGAGUGCCCCCUGUGGUUGGGAGGUUUAUUAAUGUUACCAAAGAAAUUCUCCACACCACAAGAAGUGAAGACUUGAAAAGUGUAUUCUUCACAUCCCCAGCGAACAAUGUCUGUUUCUUUGCAAAGUGUCUGUAUGUGUGCAAGACAGAGUAUGCCGUGUGUGGAAACCCAGAUAUGCUGGAGGGCUCCCUGUCCGCCUACUUGCCAGGGCUGACCCUCGCUCCCCGCGUCUCCAUCCCCAACCCCUGGAUCAGGUCGUACACCUUCGAAAACAAAGAGGAAUGGGAAGUGAACCCACACUACUGCGACACUGUCAAACAGUUCUACCCUUACAACUCUGGCAACAGACUGCUGAAUAUCAUUGACAUGGCCAUAUUCGACUUCUUAACAGGAAAUAUGGACCGACAUCAUUAUGAGAUCUUCACCAAGUUUGGGAGUGAUGGGUUUCUGCUUCAUUUUGAUAAUGCACGAGGGUUCGGGAGGCAUUCCCGAGACGAAAUCUCUAUCCUUGCUCCUCUGACUCAGUGCUGCAUAGUGAAGCGGUCGACGCUGCUGCGCUUGAAGCUGCUAUCCCAGGCAGAGUUCAGGCUGAGUGACGUGAUGCGGGAGUCCCUGCUCCGCGACAGCCUCCCCCACGUGCUAACAGAGCCGCACCUUCUCGCGCUUGACCGCCGGCUGCAGCGCAUCCUCAAGGCCGUGCAGAAGUGCAUCAAGAAGAACGGCGAGCCCCACGUGGUGGCUGAGGACAUCACUGUGACACAGCGACACGGACCCUUAACUGCGAGGUAGCACACCGAGGAGGUAGAAGAAACUUGAAGAUGGCAGGAGAAGAAAAGCACUGGAUAAUUUAUAGAAUCUGUAUUUUGACUUUUGGGCAAGGGUGCAGUUUAGUGGUUGCAAUCAGUUUUAUCCUUAUUACACUCCCCUGCAAAUAGGGCUACCGUAUAACUCCAUGUUCACUGGGACAGUUCAGGCUUUUCAAUUCUCAUUGCAAUACAUUCUAGUAUGCUUCACUUGUUUUCUUUUCUUUAAGAGAAGCAGCACUACACUUACCAGAAUGCAUUGGGGUGUGAGGUAAAAAGCCUGAACUGCCCCAGGGAAUAUGGAGUCAUAUCCUAACCCCACCUGCAAACCCAACCUUUUCAAGGGUUAUAAUUCUUGAACCCCAGUGCAUUCUAAAUUCAUAUUUAUUUAAAACAGGUUCUUGACCCCCCUACCUCCUUAAUACGUAACCAGAAAGCUCUGCUAAACAAAUGUUAUUUUACCAGAACAUUAUUUGCAUCUACUAAAUUGCACUGAAAAAAUGUUUCUUUUGAGUUGUCAUUCAUAAAAGAUACUGUCCCCAGCAAUCUUUUUUCUUUUUGAAAACUUGAAGUUUUGUGAGCCUUGUUUUGCCUUUUUUAUUUAAUAAAUGCAAUUCAACUUUACAGCUGUUCAAAUAAUAAAAAGGACGAAAAAAUGUGGCCGCUUUGAUAAAUGUUUAAACAAACUGCACUUGCUAGCUCUAUUUGUCAUAUUUUAGAAAUCAAUGUUGCCAAAGUUGUGCUAGUGUGCAGCCCUAAUACCACCUCUAGAUUGUGAAUACGUUAACUUAAAUUGAAUGUGUUGCAACCUUUGAAUGGGGCUGGAUUUUGUCUCUCUCCCAUAUACAAAGUAAACUUUUAAUGCAGGGUUGACUUGCCAUUAAGAUGCCUCUGAGGUAUAGAACCAAAAAUAACUAGGUCAGCCAUUUCAUUUAAAGACUUCUUACUGAGGAUAGAGCACUGGUGUUUACCAGUCACAGAACCCUCUGUUUAUAAUAAUGUCCUAUAAUUGACAGUAAAACAGAAACCCAUCCACAAAUACAAUUAGGCUGCUAGGAUAAUGUGUAACAUCAAGAUGUUGUAAGCGUGUAUACCAGAAUAAAAUGUGCUAUAUUUAUUGAUUCUUUAUUUCCCCCUUUCUCACAUUAAUAGGAUUACAAAAAAAAAAAAAAAUUAAACAUUAAGAUUGUCAACAAAAUAGAAAUGGAAAACCGAGGUCCAAUUAUUAAACUUAAGUCUUCUGUGCAAGUUUGGUACUGAACAUUUGAACUGCAGUGCCAUCUACUGGACUGAUAGUGCCAUCACUUAGCUUGCAGUUAAAACACAGCUGGCUUGCACCUUCCCCUCAAGACCAAGCACUCUGGAAUAUUCCUAAAUGGGUGGUAUUUUUGGUGGUGUUUUUGUUCCUCAUACUCUUUGUAGCACUCAAAGUGAUCACAAAUUAAACAUACUUUUCUCAAAAUAUGCAAAUUGCAUCCCCAAAUUAAAUCUAUGAAGCCAAAACACAAAUUCUCACCCUUAAGUUCUCUGAAGGAGUUUGAAGCAGUAUUAAUUUGAGGCUUGGUCUUGUAACUCCCUAGUGUUAGAGUACUACAAAAAAUGCUUCUAUUUU
Messenger RNA from Polyodon spathula (Mississippi paddlefish), 3314 nucleotides. RefSeq names its product pseudokinase FAM20A-like. Gene Ontology annotation, cellular component: Golgi apparatus. Lineage: Eukaryota; Metazoa; Chordata; Actinopteri; Acipenseriformes; Polyodontidae. The transcript is spliced from 11 exons. Gene Ontology annotation, molecular function: protein serine/threonine kinase activator activity. The coding region runs from base 84 to 1688 and encodes 534 amino acids. The record is from RefSeq and is a predicted model, not a curated record.